This is a messenger RNA of Pseudogymnoascus verrucosus, 2070 nucleotides long. RefSeq lists its product as uncharacterized. Gene Ontology annotation, molecular function: hydrolase activity; FAD binding. The record is from RefSeq and is a predicted model, not a curated record. Bases 1 to 2043 code for a protein of 680 amino acids. NCBI's taxonomy places the organism in Eukaryota, Fungi, Ascomycota, Leotiomycetes, Thelebolales, Thelebolaceae. The transcript is spliced from 5 exons.
AUGACAACUCAGUGCAACGAUGCUCAAAGCCAACAUGCCUCUAGUCAUUCUACGCCUACAGCUAGUAUUGGACAAGAAAGCUUAAAACCCUUGCUGCUUUCAGACGCGAAGCUCCUCCUGAAUAUCCCGUAUCUACAGCAUGAAGCUGGCUACGCUGUAAACGCAGAAGGAAUGCACCAUAUCGCCGCCUGCACCUACAUGCCGCGCUGCACCGGCCGCAUGAUCGACUGGUGGUUUGGUUGGAUCCACGACACUGCGCAGUAUCAGCUCUGGCAUCCUAACGACCACGUUUUUUCCGAUUGGGAGGGUCCCCGGGACAACAAUUCCACGUAUAUUGGCGGCCAUCAUUUAGUGCAAGAGUACAUCGGCGGGCAUUUAGCUAAGCUGAAGAUCUCGUUUCGCGACCCUGCCGAGUAUUUUGGAGACAGCUGGAAGGAAGAUUUCGCUGCUGCAGGCUAUGUAACAGCAGUGUGUGGGAGGGUGGGUAAUUGGACCCCAGAGACGGGAGAGGUGCUGUAUACUGGACAUUUGAUCCAUUUGAUUAAGGAGGAGCGGAUUGGAUGUCGGAUGCGCUCGCAUUUUUGGCUAGGUGACAUAGAGGGAGUUAUUGAUCCCGCACAGAGGGCGGCGGGAGUGCCAGACUUUUUGCCGAAGGGGUUGUGCCAGCAUGCUACUGAGGAAAUGGCUAUUUUGGCUUCUAUCCUUCCCGAAUUAUAUAGCAACGGUUUGUGCAAAGACCAGAUGGCGCCACACAUCGACCACGAUUUGGGAUCUUUUGCCUCCAAUGAACCUAUUCCAAUUGAUGUCCCGGUGCUUAUUGUUGGUGGCGGACCUGCAGGCCUCUUACAAGCACAUUGUCUAUCUCAGCUUGGAGACGACACAAUGAUGACAAUACAUUUCAACGCGAAUCUUCGCUCAAUUGUUGACAAAGUGGGCAUGCUUCAUUGGAUUAUGGAUCCGGAGGUCUCUGGCUUCAUUAUCGCAUAUGAUCUUAGUGGAAACCAAGUAUUGAUCUGCAAUUUCGAUUCUAAGAAGCACCCAGUGGAGAAUUGGAACGAAGAACAUUGCCGGAAGGUAGUCACUGCCGCAAUCGGCAAGUCAAUUUUAUUCGACAUCCUUAGCUGGAGACCAUGGAUACUUAGCCGCAAGGUUGCCAAGAGCUACCGUGUUGGUAAUGUUUUUCUCGCUGGAGAUGCUGCCCACUCGUUUCCACCUACAGGCGGUUUGGGGCUCAACUCCGGCCUAGCAGACGUGCACAACCUCGCCUGGAAAAUUGCCGCCUAUCACCAAGGCUGGGGCGGCGACAGCCUCCUCAGCACGUAUCAAUACGAGCGGCGCCAAGUCGCACUUGUGAACUCGCAGCAAAGCGUCAAAAACGGCAUUAAGAUUUUUAAUCUGCUCAAAUCCCUUGGAACCACCGACGCAGACCUUCAAAGGGCUAAAGAGAACCUCUACCACCGGAUAUCCGACCCAAAAACAAAAGAGAGCGUCCUUGAAGGUAUUGAAAACCAGCGCGAACACUUCGAUAACCUCGGUUUGCAUAUAGGAUAUGUGUACGGCAGCACCGACAUCCCCAGCUGCGCAUCAACGUACAGGCCAGCGUUUGCCCCUGGUGCGAGACUUCCGCAUGCAUGGGUCACCCAUAUCCCGUCCUCGAUUCCGAAACUGCCGCCAAUCGACUCCUCAUAUGUCACAGAACUGCAGCCCGAGGAUGUCAGACGCAAAGAGUUUUCAACCCUCGACCUCUGCGCUCUUGAUGCUUUUACUCUUAUCGUAGACAGCAAAUCACUGUUUCGUUGGACUCAAGUAAUUGACGGAGUUCUCGCCCAGCUGCCGAGCACACUAAGAAUCAACGUCCUAGCUCUUGGCAAGGACUUUCACCUCGUGCCUAGCGCACAAGGUGAGGAAUGGGUAGAAGCACUGCAGUUAGAAGACGGCAGUACUGUGCUUAUUAGACCCGAUCAACACAUUUUGCGGACGUUUAAGGGAGAGACGACGACCCAACUAGUUCUAAGUAGUUUAAAGGAGUGUCUAGGCGUUUAAUUAGUAGGAUUUUUUAAUGCAUAGUAG